Messenger RNA from Fomitopsis serialis, 1707 nucleotides. Its product is annotated as cation efflux protein. The record is from RefSeq and is a predicted model, not a curated record. Gene Ontology annotation, cellular component: membrane. Gene Ontology annotation, molecular function: zinc ion transmembrane transporter activity. Lineage: Eukaryota; Fungi; Basidiomycota; Agaricomycetes; Polyporales; Fomitopsidaceae. Gene Ontology annotation, biological process: zinc ion transmembrane transport; intracellular zinc ion homeostasis. The coding region runs from base 82 to 1515 and encodes 477 amino acids. The transcript has 7 exons.
GGCCACUACUCGCUCUCACUCACUCAUAAACUGCAGCGCGGACGAGCCACACCCCUCGCCUCCCCUUCUCCUCCUCCCGCCAUGCGUCGCGAGCACAGAAUCGUCAUCCUUCUGGUCAUCGAUGUCAUCUUCUUCCUCGUCGAGCUCAUCGCUGGCAAUGCUGUGGGCUCUCUGGCGCUCAUCGCGGAUAGUUUCCAUAUGCUAAAUGAUAUUCUGAGUCUUAUCAUUGCUCUGUAUGCCAUCAAGCUCACGAGGCAAACACAUACCGACGCUCGUUAUUCAUAUGGUUGGCAUCGUGCUGAAAUCCUCGCCGCUCUGGUCAACGGCGUCUUCCUUCUUGCUCUCUGUUUCUCGAUAUUCGUCGAGGCAGUUGGGCGAUUCUUCAGUCCCCCGGACAUCUCCAACCCUCGUCUUAUCAUUGGUGUGGGGACGUGGGGACUCAUUUCGAACAUCUUUGGGCUGUUCCUGUUUCAUGAGCAUGGGCAUGACCACGGCCACUCGCAUGGGAAGGCCACACCGACGUCGUCGAAGCCUGCAAGUAUCAGGUCCGACAGCGAUGACCAGGCUCCCAAAGUGUCUACACCACCGCGCAAUAUCUCCCCGAGCCACCACCGUCAGCGAACGAGCUCUUACUCGUCGCUUUAUGGCCACCCUGCAGCGACCCGGGCUUCACUGGUGCAGACCGCUGAGGAGAUCAGGCUCGCCCGUUCGCCAUCUCCACCCCCGAAUGGACUGAGGAGCAAGUCUCGUCAUCAUCGUUCGCGUUCACGCUCUGCUAUUGGUGGCGCUGAUCCUGACGGAACUCUCAAUGGCUCCUCUUCUGGCGAUGUUCAGCCGGCGACUGAAUCCACGCCUUUGCUUUCUGAGACUGCAUCCGCAGACUCUCACUCAUACGACGGACAUGGGAACCACGACCAUAGCGAAGGCGGCGGCCACGGUCAUUCGCACGGAUCGAUGAACAUGCACGCACUUCUGCUACACGUGUUGGGAGAUGCACUGGGCAACGUGGGCGUCAUCGCGACUGGGCUGGUCAUUCUGUUCACGUCGUGGAGCUGGAAGUACUACUUCGACCCCCUCAUCUCAUUGGUGAUCACGAUCAUCAUAUUCUCUUCCGCCGUGCCACUCGUUCGCAGCACGUCGUUCAUUCUGCUACAGGGCGUUCCCUCGACCGUGUCCAUCGAAGACGUAAAGGAUGCCAUCCUCGCGGUUGAAGGCGUGCUGUCUUUGCAUGAGUUGCACGUCUGGCAGCUCUCGGAAUCAAAAAUUGUCGCGAGCGUGCACGUCAUGGCGAGCCGAAAUCACGACUUCAUGCCCGUCGCUGCGGCGAUAAGGAAGGCGCUUCACCAUCAAGGCAUCCACUCAAGCACCAUUCAGCCGGAGUACCAUCCGAGAACAGCACCGCCAGAAGAAAACCUGAGGACCUCAGCGGAGACGUCAUGCCUGAUCAUGUGUCCGCCUGACCAGGAAUGCAAUCCUGCAGAGAACGCUUGUUGCCGUGAGCACUGUCAGCACUAAUAUUGUCGUCGCCGUCUGACGAAUAACAAUUUUUGUAGCACCACCGGCUGUGGACGUCUGAGUCCAUGGCCAUGUAUAGUACUAUCAGGGAGGAGAGAUGACGGCUCGCAUUGGUAUAUGUUUAGUUUGUUUAUACGUUCUUGUAAUUUGCUCGCCAUGAUGCCAAUACAUAUAUUACAUCGCAUCCUCACA